CCGAUUAAGUCCAUUGUGAAUGUUAUUAAACAGAAAGUGUGAGGAAGUGCCUGUUGGAAAUGAUAUACAUUAACCCGAGGAUUAAUGACAUUUUUUCUUGAAUAUUAUCGUGUAUGCUGACAUCUAACAAUGACAUUCACAUACUAUUAAAAGUCUAGUUGUGUACAUUUAAAAAUGACGAAUGAAAACUAUUCUCUUAUUCUAUCUAGUGCUCUCGACACAUUGGGAUAUGGAGAGGUCGAUUUUCGCCGACGCAAAAAGAUAUAUACGCGAUAUGAAUCAAUCUUGAAUGGUUCACAUGGUGAUGAAGAAUUAACCUUUGUUUUGGCCGGAAGUAAAGGCGAUGGCAUUUCAAACGUAUUAGAGUCCGAUAUUGACCUGAUGAUGUGCCUGUCAGAAGCUAAGUGUUUUGACAUUCAAUCAAUACAGGAGGCACCAAAUACCUACCGAGUUCGUUUUUUGUCGGACUUCAACGGUGUCACGCCUGGUUAUUGCAUUCUGAAACUUGUGACAUAUAAUAACCCCGUUGGUGAAGACGGCGAAUACCUCCAGUUACUUCUUGACAAUAUGGUGCCAUAUAACGAUGGCCAAUAUCUGUUGAGCCUGAAUAUGCUGAAGAUGGCUUAUGAUCAACAACUUGGCGUGGAUUUCGGCGAAACUAACGGCCCUGCUCUUACAUCCUUCUUUUCACACGUAUGGACAUCAGAUGGAAAUCUUACGACUGACAUUGAUCUGGUUAUGGCCAUACCAGUCUGUUGUCCAGUCAUCCUUCAGCAAUGGAGACAUCGACGAAGGAAUUGGGGCUGGCCGCCUCAAAAUGUGAUAGAACAAGUCGUUAACAUGGAUGGACAGCUAGUUCCAGUGAGCUCCAAGGAAAACCUGUUGGCCCCACUUGAAUGGAGAUUCUGUUUUGUUACGGCCGAAAAAGAGCUCGUGUUGUCACUGAGUGAGACGCACAAGAAACUGUAUGUGCUUCUCAAAAUGGUUGUGAAAGAAAGACUGAAGUUCAUUUGUCCGGCUAUGACGUCAUUUGUGACAAAAAACUUAAUCUUCUGGAUGGCGGAAAUGAUCCCAAGUCAUCAUUUUAAACCCGAGAAAUUGACGUAUCUGGGAAUAAUUGCACUGACGUAUCUGCAAAGGUUUGUCAAAGAGAGAUUUAUGCCGUACUACAUGAUACCCGAACGAAAUUUGCUUGAAGGGAAACUGACCGAGGAUAAUAGAGAGCAGUGCAUGAGAAUUCUUUCUGAGCUUAUUGACCAAGGGCCGUUCAUGUUCGAAGGUCAAGAAGGGUUACCGAAACACAUGAACUACACAAUAAGACAACUGAUCAUGAACGAAGCACACGCCAAUUUUCUCGUGCACUUUAGGGCAGCAACAUAUAACAUGCUCGAUCUUAACUGCAUUGAAGAGCUAUUCAGUAUCCUGAUACACGAGUUCUUGCCUUCUCUAGAGCUUGCAUCCCGGCAUGAGCAUAGGUCACACACAUCGGUUGGAAGUAUUGCUUCUCAAGCGUCGAUUGGGGGUAUUGCUUCUCAUGCGUCGAUUGGAGGUAUUGCUUCUCAGGCGUCGAUUGGAGGUAUUGCUUCUCAGGGGUCGAUUGGAGGUAUUGCUUCUCAGGGGUCGAUUGGAGGUAUUGCUUCUCAGGGGUCGAUUGGAGGUAUUGCUUCUCAAGCGUCGAUUGGAGGUAUUGGUGAUCAAGCGUCGUUUGGAGGAAUGACUUUAAGCCAAGACGAUAGUUUUCAUGUGGAAUUUGGGACACAAUUCCAAAAUUUCUUCGUAAGGAAUAUAGGCGAACUAUUUCCUGUGAUUCUGGCGUCUCCGUUCGUAUCCAUCCUGUGGUCUACGAUGUUUCGGGUCCCAUUGGACAAAAGCAUUAUGUUGAUUUUGAAACUGAUUAUAUACCUGUUAGGGAAAUUCGAUUAAAUAUCUAUAAAGAUAGUCGAAUGACAAGACGGAAAUACUGAUCCCAAUUAUAAAGACUCUACAAGAAUAUAUAGCACUUUGUUGAUACAUGUUUGGGAAAAUUUUGAUGGUGGGCACCAAUUAAUUGUUUUAAGCCCUCAAUAAAUUCUUAUUUAGUUUUCACUGACGGUUUCGAGGCGGUUACCGCGGCAUUCAACAAUGUCGAUAUUUAGUCUUCACUGACCGUGCAAAGGCGGUUACCGCGGCAAUCAACUAUGUCGAUAUUUAGUCUUCACUGACCGUGCAAAGGCGGUUACUGCGGCAUUCAACUAUGUCGAUAUUUAGUCUUCACUGACCGUGCAAAGGCGGUUAUCGCGGCAAUCAACUUUGUCGAUAUUUAGUCUUCACUGACCGUGCAAAGGCGGUUACCGCGGCAAUCAACUAUGUCGAUAUUUAGUCUUCACUGACCGUGCAAAGGCGGUUACCGCGGCACUCAACUUUGUCGAUAUUUAGUCUUCACUGACCGUGUCGAGGCGGUUACCGCUACAUUCAACUAUGUCGAUAUUUCAGUCUUCACUGACCGUGCAAAGGCGGUUAUCGCGACAUUCAACUAUGUCGAUAUAAUUAAUCUUCACUGACCGUGCAAAGGCGGUUACCGCGGCAUUCAACUAUGUCGAUAUUUAGUCUUCACUGACCGUGCAAAGGCGGUUACCGCUACAUUCAACUAUGUCGGUAUUUAGUCUUCACUGACCGUGCAAAGGCGGUUACCGCGGCAAUCAACUUUGUCGAUAUAAAUUCUUCACUGACUGUGUCGAGGCGGUUUCCGCGGCAACCAACUAUGUCGAUAUUUAGUCUUCACUGACCGUGCAAAGGCGGUUACCGCUACAUUCAACUACAACUAUGUCGAUAUUAAGCGAUAUUAAGUCUUCACCAAUCGUUCAAAGGCGGUUACCGCGGCAUUCAACUAUGUCGAUAUUUAGUCUUCACUGACCGUGAAGAGGCGGUUACCGCGACAUUCAACUAUGCCGAUAUUAAGCGAUAUUAGGUUUUCACCAAUCGUGCAAAGACGGUUACCGUGACAUUCAACUCUGUCGAUAUUUAGCGAUAUUAAGUCUUCACCAAUCGUGCAAAGGCGGUUACCGCGGCAUUCAACUAUGUCGAUAUUUAGUCUUCACUGACCGUGCAAAGGCGGUUACCGCUACAUUCAACUACAACUAUGUCGAUAUUAAGCGAUAUUAAGUCUUCACCAAUCGUUCAAAGGCGGUUAUCGCGGCAUUCAACUAUGUCGAUAUUUAGUCUUCACUGACCGUGAAGAGGCGGUUACCGCGACAUUCAACUAUGCCGAUAUUAAGUUUUCACCAAUCGUGCAAAGACGGUUACCGCGACAUUCAACUCUGUCGAUAUUUAGCGAUAUUAAGUCUUCACCAAUCGUGCAAAGGCGGUUACCGCGGCAUUCAACUAUGUCGAUAUUUAGUCUUCACUGACCGUGUCGAGGCGGUUACCGCGGCAAUCAACUUUGUCGAUAUUUAGCGAUAUUAAGUCUUCACCAAUCGUGCAAAGGCGGUUACCGCGGCAUUCAACUAUGUCGAUAUUUAGUCUUCACUGACCGUGUCGAGGCGGUUACUAUAGCGCUUAUCAAUGACUACAUUUUGAUAGUUGUUGUUUUGUAGCGUUGUCUCUUGUUUGAUGUUUGGUUGACCUUGAUCUGUUUUCCUUUACCAAAAUCUUGGUAACAUUUUAGGCAACUGGGCUUGUGCCUGUAUUUUCCAUUGUAUUAUUGAAAUAUACUUUAUUAUAGUGUAUGAGAUCUAGAUGAAAAUAAAUUACAUGUAUUACAGUUAUA
This is a messenger RNA of Mya arenaria, 3745 nucleotides long. RefSeq lists its product as uncharacterized. NCBI's taxonomy places the organism in Eukaryota, Metazoa, Mollusca, Bivalvia, Myida, Myidae. Bases 175 to 1923 code for a protein of 582 amino acids. The transcript has a single exon. The record is from RefSeq and is a predicted model, not a curated record.